AUGGCAUCUAAUAGACCUGAAUUAAAGUUUUCAGAUAUAUCUGAAGAACGUGGAUUUUAUAAAAGAUACGUUAAGUUACCUGAGAAGCCUUCUGGUACGGUAAGGAUUGUUGAUAAAGGUGAUUACUAUACUGCUGUUGGUGAUGAUGCGGUGUUCAUUGCAGAAAAUGUGUAUCACACAAUGUCAGUUCUAAAGGAUUGUCACGUGGAUCCAGCAGUUGCUAAACAAUUUAAUGAACCAACCAAAUAUGUGACAAUGUCGCUGCAGAUCGUGGCUAGUUUGUUGAAACUUUGCCUUCUAGACGUUGGUAAUAAAGUUGAAAUCUAUGACAGAAGCUGGAAAUUAAUCAAAAGCGCUUCCCCAGGUAAUAUAGAACAGGUCUCCGAUCUUUUAAAUUUGAAUAUUGAUGCGUCCAUUGUUAUUGCAAGUUUGAAGAUACAACAAAAUCCAAAAGAUGCCCAUGUUAUAUUGGGGUUGACAUUCAUUGAUACAAGUAACUACAAAAUUGGCAUGAUGGAUAUUAUAGACAAUGAGGCUUACUCGAACUUGGAGAGCUUUUUAAUACAGUUAGGAAUAAGAGAAUGUCUAGUACCUGAUUUAUCUCAAAAUGGUUCCACCAAUCCAGAGUUAAAAAAAAUCACAAACGUCAUUGAUAGGUGUGGUUCGGUGGUUACCAUAGUCCCUAAUUCUGAAUUUUCUAAUAAAGAUGUCGAGGUAGACUUGGCAAAACUAUUAGGCAACGAUUUAACUUUAACACUUCCUCAGAAUGUAUCACAACUGGCCUUGGGUGCUUGUAAUGCGCUAUUAAACUAUCUGCAGCUAUUAAGUGAACAAGAGAUGCUAGGUAAAUAUGAGCUUAUCCAACAUUCUUUAGAAUCCAUAAUGAAACUAGACUCCUCAGCGAUCAAAGCAUUGAAUCUUUUUCCACAGAAUAAUGCCACUUUCUUUACGCCAAUGCAAUCAGGUACAGUUGGAUCAAAUGGUGGCACAAAGGUUGCCUCUUUGUUCCAGUUACUCAAUAACUGCAAGACAAAUUCUGGUGUUAGAUUAUUAAAUGAAUGGUUAAAGCAACCUUUGACAGAUUUUAGUGGUAUUCAAGUUCGUCACAAUCUCGUUGAAUUUUUGAUUGAUCAAUUAGAGUUAAGGCAAAUAUUGCAAACCGAAUAUUUACCUGGGGUUCCUGAUAUUCGUAGGUUGGUUAAAAAACUUAAUAAAAAUGGUACUUUAGAAGAUGUUCUCAAAGUGUAUCAGUUUAGUUUGAAGGUCCCAGAUAUCAUUAAUAUUAUUGAGUCAUUCCUGGAAGAUGAUAUCACAACAACAGAUAUCAAAGAAUUGGUACGUAAAACUUGGUGUGAUCCAUUAAAAGAAUUUAUGGAACCUUUAAAAAAAUUUGAUGAGAUGGUUCAAACAACCGUCGAUUUGGAUGCUUAUGAAGAGAAUAAUGAAUUUAUGAUCCGUGUGGAGUUUAAUGAAGAACUGGCUAAAGUACGUGAACAACUAACAGCCAUGAGAGAUGAGAUAAAUGCAAUCCAUCUAGAAGCUGCAGAAGAUUUAGGAUUUGAUCCAAACAAAAAGUUAAAACUAGAAAAUCAUCACAUUCACGGUUGGUGUAUGAGAUUGACCAGGAAUGAUGCAAAAGCACUACGAAACCAUAAGCAGUAUAUUGAGCUCUCAACGGUUAAGGCAGGUAUAUUUUUCAGCACAAGAAAAAUGAAAGAAAUUGCUCAAGAGACUGUUGUACUACAAAAGGAUUAUGAGAGAUUGCAAUCAUCUUUGGUCAAAGAGAUUGUUUCAAUUACAUUAACAUAUACCCCUAUAUUUGAAAAGCUUUCGCUAGUUAUUGCGCACUUGGAUGUAUUAUGUUCAUUUGCUCAUGCCUCAUCAUAUGCGCCAAUCCCCUACGUUAGGCCUACGAUGCAUCCAUUAAGUUCAGACCGCAGAACAAAACUAAUGAAUUCCAGGCAUCCAGUACUAGAAGUUCAGGAUGAUGUUACAUUUAUUGCAAAUGAUGUAGAUAUGGCUAAAGAUGUUAGUGAAUUUCAAAUCAUCACCGGUCCAAAUAUGGGAGGUAAAUCAACAUAUAUCAGGCAGGUGGGUGUCAUCACUCUAAUGGCACAAAUUGGAUGUUUUGUGCCAUGUGACAAUGCUGAAAUAUCAAUUGUGGAUGCUAUAUUAUGUAGAGUCGGAGCGGGCGAUUCUCAGCUAAAGGGUGUUUCUACAUUUAUGGUUGAAAUGUUAGAGACUGCCUCAAUUUUAAAGAAUGCGACAUCCAACUCUCUCAUUAUUGUUGAUGAGCUUGGAAGAGGUACUAGUACUUACGAUGGUUUUGGACUUGCAUGGGCGAUAGCUGAACAUAUUGCAAAAGAAAUUAGAUGUUUUGCAUUGUUUGCAACACAUUUUCAUGAAUUGACAAAUUUAUCUGAACAACUUCCAAAUGUUAAAAACAUGCAUGUAAUAGCGCAUAUCGAUGAGUCAGAGAAAGCAUUGAAUAGUAACGACAUUACUUUGUUAUAUAAAGUGGAGCCAGGUAUUUCUGAUCGCUCUUUUGGUAUUCAUGUUGCUGAGGUUGUCCAAUUCCCUAAAAAAAUUGUAAGUAUGGCAAAGAGAAAAGCCAAUGAACUGGAGGAACUUAAAAAUACUAGUAAUGAUCUGAAAAGAGCAAAACUGAACCCACAAGAAAUUGCAGAAGGCAAUCUAAAACUGAAGUGCAUGCUUAAAGAAUGGAAGCAAUCAGUUGAGAAUAAGGGAUUGUUAGAUGUUGAAAAAUUGUCGGAAGAGGAAACUCAAUUAGCAAUUGAAUCGUUGUUGAAAAAACUAUGUGAUGCAGACCAUUCUGACGAUAGAUACUUUUCUUACCUAAAGGAAUUAUUAUAA
Messenger RNA from Nakaseomyces glabratus, 2874 nucleotides. RefSeq names its product mismatch repair ATPase MSH2 (gene MSH2). The record is from RefSeq and is a predicted model, not a curated record. NCBI's taxonomy places the organism in Eukaryota, Fungi, Ascomycota, Saccharomycetes, Saccharomycetales, Saccharomycetaceae. Gene Ontology annotation, cellular component: MutSalpha complex; nucleus. Gene Ontology annotation, molecular function: ATP-dependent DNA damage sensor activity; ATP binding; mismatched DNA binding. Gene Ontology annotation, biological process: mitotic recombination; mismatch repair.